Messenger RNA from Vicugna pacos (alpaca), 1394 nucleotides. RefSeq names its product secreted frizzled related protein 5 (gene SFRP5). Lineage: Eukaryota; Metazoa; Chordata; Mammalia; Artiodactyla; Camelidae. The record is from RefSeq and is a predicted model, not a curated record. Gene Ontology annotation, molecular function: Wnt-protein binding. Gene Ontology annotation, biological process: non-canonical Wnt signaling pathway; canonical Wnt signaling pathway.
AUGAGGCGCUGCCACUCGGACACGCAGGUCUUCCUCUGCUCGCUCUUCGCGCGUUGCCUCGACCGGCCCAUCUACCCGUGCCGCUCGCUGUGCGAGGCCGUGCGUGCCGGCUGCGCGCCGCUCAUGGAGGCCUACGGCUUCCCCUGGCCCGAGAUGCUGCACUGCCACAAGUUCCCUCUGGACAACGACCUCUGCAUCGCUGUGCAGUUCGGGCACCUGCCCGCCACCGCACCUCCAGUGACCAAGAUCUGCGCCCAGUGUGAGAUGGAGCACAGCGCUGAUGGCCUCAUGGAGCAGAUGUGCUCCAGCGACUUCGUGGUCAAAAUGCGCAUCAAGGAGAUGAAGAUAGAGAACGGGGACCGGAAGCUGAUUGGAGCCCAGAAAAAGAAGAAGCUGCUCAAGCCGGGCCCCUUGAAGCGCAAGGACACCAAGAGGCUGGUGCUGCACAUGAAGAACAGCGCCGGCUGCCCCUGCCCGCAGCUGGACAGCCUGACCGGCAGCUUCCUGGUCAUGGGCCGCAAAGUGGACGGACAGCUGCUGCUCAUGGCUGUCUACCGCUGGGACAAGAAGAACAAGGAGAUGAAGUUCGCAGUCAAGUUCAUGUUCUCCUACCCCUGCUCCCUCUACUACCCCUUCUUCUACGGGGCAGCAGAGCCCCACUGAAGGGCGCUCCUCCCUGCCCCACCCAGCCAGCUGUGCCUUGCCCUCUGUCCCCGCCCCUGGGGCAUACUCACUCCUCCUGCCCACCUGGCCUUCCCGACUCCCAGGCUGACCCAGGCCCUGCCAGAGAGUGGUUCUUGCAGAGCUGUUACUGGCACAGGCCCUAAGGGAUGGGCAUCUAACCGGGCUGUCCUUGACCGAGGUUCUGGGGUCCUUGGAGGAUUCCUCCCGUAGGAGCAGGGCUUUCUCAUUUGGGGGGAAACCCCAGGGUCUCAGAAAGUAGGCAGAGGAAAGAGAGAGCAAGGGAAGGGUGGAGGGGCUCUGAGCAGCCCGUAUAGACAGCGGUGUCAGCUCCCCUCUCUUGGCGGUGGGGACUUGCCUGGGAAAGUCUUGGAAUUAGGCUGAGCUCCUUGGGGGAAAGUUCUCAGCCUCCACUGCCCCUUCAUGUGUCCUCAUCAUAGACCCCCAAAGGAAAGGCGUUGGGGUCACAGUGCCCUCCAGCCAUACCUCCCCACCUUCCCUGUCUCUGCCUGUUUCCCUUCCCGCUGGCCUGGGGAGAAGCCCUGCCCAACCGCCUCUCAGAGGCUCACCCCUCUGCCUCUGCAUGUCCCUUUUAUCCUGAUGACCAGUAAAUUAUUGCUACUGCUUCAAGGCCAUAGGUACUAGACUAAUGCAGGUAGGGUUUGGUUUUCUAUUUUUUUUUAAGUUUUUAAUUAAAUCAAAGAAAACAAAUA